This is a messenger RNA of Trichomonas vaginalis G3, 729 nucleotides long. RefSeq names its product organellar and viral DNA polymerase type B. Lineage: Eukaryota; Parabasalia; Trichomonadida; Trichomonadidae. The coding region runs from base 1 to 729 and encodes 242 amino acids. The record is from RefSeq and is a predicted model, not a curated record. The transcript has a single exon.
AUGCAGGACAUUAUUGACCAUUUACCCAAAUUCCCUGAAAUCCAACAACAAAAACUAACUAUUCCUGAAUUCGACGAAAUUGAAGUCAAAGCAACUGACUCAGUAGAAAUUAAGAAAUUCAUACGUAAAGUAAAUUAUGAAUUCCUUGGUUUUCAUUGCAACCAUAAAGUUAUGGACAAAGAUUGCGAUAUGGUAUAUAAGAACAUCUCUGACAUAUAUAAAUCUGAAGAAUUUAAGACAUACGAUAACUUUGUUACAUUAGUUGCAAGAUGUGUAUGGCAGAUAAGAGAUAAAGAUAGAAGAGGUAAAGUAUGGAAUGAACAGAUAAAACCAGCAGCCUUUGAGUUAAAGAAAACCAUUGACGCCUUAGUUGUUCUAGCUGGUUUUAUUUCAAUGUAUAACACAAAAAUGAACCCGCAAUGUUCUAAAUGUAAAGCAGCAAUGAGGAAAUAUAACUACUCCGUCAAAGAGAUAGAAAGAAUGAGAAACGACUAUGCAGACUUAAAGAAAGAAGCAGAAAAGCCAGCAGAAGAUAAAAUGGAUAUGUUGACAUUUCUGAACAAAAACUAUCCAACAGCUGAUGAUUUCCUUUUAUCUGAUGUCAAGAAGAAGUAUAAAGAAACCUUCGGCAUUGUUAAAAUUUUUGAUAUAUUAACUGAAGAAAUAGAAGCUACAAAAAUAUUUGAAAUUUCACGAAUUCAUAACGUAUAUCACGUUAAACGUUUGUAA